AUGGCGGCCCGCGUGUUUGUGAACCUGCCUGCGACGGCCUAUGCGAGUGCUAAUGGGGUUCCCAUUGCCCGUGGACUAAACCUGGCUGCCCGUGCCGCUGCCGGAGCCCACCACCACGGCCAUGGCCAUGGACCCAGGAGCGACAUCCCGCCUACCUGGGCAUCCUCUGUCCGACUCUCUCCCGGAGGACUCGCAUCCAAGACAACUGUAUCCGCCCUCCCGACUGCUCCCGGAUCCUCCCGCCCAAUGCACACAUCCGCCGUCACAAAGCGUGACAUCAACGUCCCCGACUUUAGCCCCUACCGCGCCAACUCUGACGAGUCCAACCGCGCCUUGUCCUAUUUUAUGAUCGGCAGUUUGGGUGUCUUGUCCGCGACCGCUGCCAAAUCUACCGUCACCGACUUUUUGGCCAGUAUGUCCGCCUCGGCCGACGUUCUUGCCCUUGCCAAGGUCGAGGUCGACAUGAACGCCAUUCCAGAGGGGAAGAACGUUAUUGUCAAGUGGCGUGGAAAGCCCGUGUUUAUUAGGCAUCGUACCCAAGACGAGAUCAACGAGGCUAAUUCGAUCGACGUCAAGAGCUUGAGAGACCCCGAGUCGGAUUCAGACAGGGCGAAGAAGCCAGAGUGGUUGGUCAUGCUGGGUGUCUGCACUCAUUUGGGUUGUGUACCUAUUGGCGAGAGCGGUGAUUAUGGAGGAUGGUUCUGCCCCUGCCAUGGUUCCCACUAUGACAUCUCUGGCCGCAUUCGCAAGGGCCCAGCUCCUCUCAACUUGGAAGUACCCGCGUACGACUUCAACGAGGGCGAGGGCAAGAUCAUCAUUGGAUAG
Molecule: messenger RNA, 825 nt
Organism: Rhizoctonia solani
Lineage: Eukaryota; Fungi; Basidiomycota; Agaricomycetes; Cantharellales; Ceratobasidiaceae
Product: ubiquinol-cytochrome C reductase iron-sulfur subunit
Exons: 4
Coding region: 1-825 (274 amino acids)
Biological process (GO): mitochondrial electron transport, ubiquinol to cytochrome c
Cellular component (GO): membrane
Molecular function (GO): 2 iron, 2 sulfur cluster binding; quinol-cytochrome-c reductase activity
Source: RefSeq, a predicted model, not a curated record